Messenger RNA from Pieris napi, 2255 nucleotides. RefSeq lists its product as uncharacterized. The transcript is spliced from 6 exons. Bases 144 to 2255 code for a protein of 703 amino acids. Lineage: Eukaryota; Metazoa; Arthropoda; Insecta; Lepidoptera; Pieridae. The record is from RefSeq and is a predicted model, not a curated record.
CUGACAGUAUUUAGUGUCAAAAUUUUAGUGUUGGAUAAUGAAGAAAUUUACUAAAAAAUAAUAGUGAUAUGGGCAUAACUAAAUUUUAGUGAAAAGAUUUGGAUUACAAAAUUUAUUUUUUGAUCAAGGUUAUAUUAAGGGAAAUGGAUUCUACAUUCAACAAAUUAGUUGAGAAUUUAUCAUUCCAAGUGGUGGCUGGACCUUGCAAUCAAAAUAUAUUUGACGAUAUAACUCCAAAAUCAGUAGGUACGCCGGUUAAUGUGAAAGUAAAAUUUCGCCAUAAGGAUGAUGUCCAUAGAGGAGUUAUAUCCGUUCCUAAAUUUGAGAACAUUAAAAUGUCUAAAAACUUACGGUUAAUUAAUAGUGAUCAAACUAUAUUGUCGUUUGAUUUUCUUAUGGAUAUGAAAUCAUCCGAAAGGCCAGCUAAAAAGUCGCAAAAGAAGGUUUUCCAAAUUUUUAGACCAGGCAUCUGUUUAGGAUCCAAAAAUAACAAUGAUGAUGAUGGAUAUCCAUACGUACCUCCUAUUGUAGAAAAUGAAAAUACGACAUUUAGCGCAACAAAAGUGAAUCUCACGAAUAAUGGAAGAUGCUAUGGGUUAAAGAAAGAUACUGUACGCCAGCCGCUUGAUACUAAUCGAGCUCAAACAAUGUUUCUAGGAAAAUGUAAGCCAGGAGGAUGUCUUGAUCCCCCUUUCGGUGAAGAGAGAUAUGCUUAUGAACCAAUCUUAGAUAAUGAUGACAUUGUAAAGUACCAAUCCCUAGAUGAUGUAGAAAAUUAUCAAGUAUCAAGUCGGUCUUACAAUGCGCAACUACGUUCAAGAAGUCCGUUAAUAGAAAAAGAUAAAGAUGUAGAAAGUAAAUUAUUUGAUGAGCUUCUUAUAACAUACCCAUCAAUCCAAAAUUGCAACAAUGACAAUCAAAACAUUUUAAGGACUAAUAAUACUAUAGAAAAUAGGUCAAUAAUAAGUGCUGAUACAUGUAUACAAUCUUACUAUAAACCACCUAGAAGUAAAGAAACUAGUAUAUCAAGUAACAUGGAAGGACAAGAGAUACAAAAAAUUAUAGAUAAUGAAAUGAAAAUAGAACCAACCAAUAUUAUUGCCACAAAUUUCAAAUCGCCUUCUAGGGACAGUAUUUAUAUACAAACAGGCUGUCCAGCAGAACCUGUUCUACCCAAAAUGGUAAAUUUGUCUCCAAUCGAAAGUGGUUUAACAUCUUUUGAAAAUAAUCUACAAUCUGACAUACAAGAAAAUGUAGAACACAUCAAGGAAUGUUUGGGAGAUCAGAACAUUUCUAAGUUUGAGACUGGGGCUGGACAAAAUCAAGAGGAAAAUCUUUUACAAACACCAGAUACAUUUUCAUUGUUAAAAAAUUCACUUGAAAAAUCUUCUAUAACAAAUAAUAUACGUAUACAUGAAGACAUAAAAACAUCUCCUGAGAUAAUUGAUAGUAUUCAAAAUAAAAAAAACAAUAUACAAAAUGAAGCUCAAACAAACAAAAAACAAAGCAUAAUUGUGAUUACUCCAGUCAGGGAUCUUGAAGAAACAUUGACAAAUGAUGAUGAUGCUGAAUAUUUACCAGAUUUUUAUGACGAAAAUGGAACUGAUCGCCCACCUACUGAAUUUAGCGAGAGUUACAGCGAUACACAAUACUUCAAUCAGAAAAAUGAUAUGGUUGACAAAUCCGAAAGUCAACUUUUAUUAACUAAUUUGCAACAAAAAUCAUCAAUACUUCAAGUAAAUGUUAGUAAUGUGCCGAUUAACAAAGCUAUUUUACAAAACAAUCAAAUAUUCCUUUAUUCAUUUCAGAAAUUAGAAAUUAAAGAAGAUGAUACUAAUAACUUAAAAAGUAACCUUGCUAGCCAAAGUAAUAUUACAAAUAUAUCUUUGGGAUCUAAUCAAGUAAAUAAUUCAUCUAUUGUUAUACUUGAGGACAGAAUUCGUAAUGUGGAAGAUUUUAAAAUUAAAAACGAUGGUGAAGGAUCACAAAAAGUUUACGAUCUCAAUAUGUCACCAAAAAUAAGCGUAACGGACGACAAGGAGUCAAAUUUAAAAGAAAACAUAUUAUCCGACAAGGAUGUCGAGAAUCGGAGUACAGUAAGAGAAGAAGCACACGGAAGCGUAGCCAGUGUAAAUAAUAUUGGAAAAUCUUUUAAACCCAACCAACAAUCAAUUCAAAAUAUUUCGUUAACAUCUUCAAGACAUAGUGUGCCAGAAAUAAUCUACACCGCAAGAAUUGCAGAAGAGAUACGAUAA